UGUCAGCACAUACACUUGCAGCAUGAACCACUCAGCUGUGUUGUCGCCUUCAGAGGAAAUGGCCCCUGAGGAGUUUGACGGCGGGACAGCGGUGGCUUGUGUGAUCCUGGGCCUGUCAUUCUUAGUAGGAGCUCCUGGGAACCUGCUGGUGAUCUGGACUAUCCUGAGACACGUCAAGCAGCGUUCUCACACUGUGGUGCUCAUCCUGCACCUGGCUGUCGCAGACCUGCUGGUCCUCAUCACCCUGCCUCUGUGGAUCUACUCCCUGGCCCACUACUGGGUGUUUGGGGAAGUCUCCUGCAAAGCCAUGGUGUUCAUGAUCAACGCCUGUAUGUACAGCAGCGUUUUCCUCAUUACCCUCAUGAGUGUGGAGCGCUUUGUGGCUGUGCGGUAUCCUUUUGCCUCAGCUGGCUGGAAGAGGAAAAAAGCACUGAAUAAAGUUUUGCUGGCUCUGUGGACUGCAGCGUUCUUGUUCAGCAUACCUGUCAUCCCAACUCAGGUCAUAGGGACAGAUUCUGGUGAGGAGCAUUGUCUGUAUCGGCAGUACUCUUCUUUGACCCAGGAGCUGGUGUGUGUGCUGCUUGAGACACUGGUGGGCUACAUAAUACCCUUCUCCAUCCUCGUGGUCUGCUAUGGCUGUCUGUGUAGCCGGAUUACUCAGAUGACCUUUAAGUCCAAGCGCAAGUCCACAGUCCUGAUUGCCAGUGUAGUGGUUGUGUUUGCCAUCUGUUGGACACCUCAUCACAUAGGAAAUGUCCUCUCACUCAUCAUCCUGGCCACUGAGGACUCCCUCCCUGUUGUAGCACACAAUCUGGAGAGUGCCAGGAGCACCAUGACCUUCAUCGCUGGGGCCAUGGUGUUCAUCAGCAGCACUGUUAACCCUAUCCUUUACAUGUAUGCGGCCCGCUCCUUCAGGAGCUCCCUGCGUGACACCGGCAUCCAGAAGCUCUUCCGCCAUAUCUCCAGCACCUCCCCAGGUGAGGGCACUAAAGAGUUGUCCUUUGUGACCAAGAGACAGAGCAAUCAGACCAACAGCUCUCAGUGUCUGACUGAGCCAAAAGACCAAAUGGACAUCUUGAUAAAAAUGUGUGAAAAUAAUCCAUCCUGAUAUUGAAAAUGUAUGGAGUGUCAGCGCUGUGUAGAUAUGCUUGUGUAUACUGUAUACAAUAUUUCCUUGUGACAUAAAUUUAGCCUGAAAUGAAGCUCAUUUCGUACGAAAUUACAACACAGAUAAACAGGAAGUCUGAGUUUACUUGUGCAACUCUGUAAAUUACCUUUUUUAACAUGUCUCUUUUUUUAAAUAGUGAACAUAUAUUUAUGAAUAUGUUAUAUAUUAUGUACUUUAUUCCAUAUAGUGUUCAUAAAUAGUACAAUAAAUAAUUCUAUGAAACAUGUCUCAAUGUAAAGUCUUUGUUUACAAACCUUUUAAUUAUUUUAUUAAAGCCAACAAAGGGAGGUGAUAUUGAUCAUGUUAUUAAUCAGAUUAGAUCAGUCAGAUUUUUUUUUAAUUGCCUGUAAGUGUGGGAACAUGAUUAGACAGAGCUCACUUGGUUUUCAUCUGGUCAUCCUGUGGUUGUGUUUACCACAAAGAAGUAUCUCACUUUGUCUGUAAGAACGUGUCUAUCUUGCUGUCGCUCUCUGUGUUGGGAAACUGUAACAUCUCUACAGUCUGAUUAUGAACUCAUGUUGCAAAACGGUUGCUGUGUUUU
Epinephelus fuscoguttatus (brown-marbled grouper) is the source of this 1709-nucleotide messenger RNA. RefSeq lists its product as uncharacterized. NCBI's taxonomy places the organism in Eukaryota, Metazoa, Chordata, Actinopteri, Perciformes, Serranidae. Gene Ontology annotation, molecular function: G protein-coupled receptor activity. The record is from RefSeq and is a predicted model, not a curated record. The transcript has a single exon. Gene Ontology annotation, cellular component: membrane. Gene Ontology annotation, biological process: immune response; G protein-coupled receptor signaling pathway. Bases 23 to 1108 code for a protein of 361 amino acids.